ACCAGAAUGAAAGUAGACCGAGUUUUUCUGAUCUGCGAGGCAAGGAUAGUGCGUCGUGGAACUUUACAAAGCUCAAUGCUGCAGUAUAUAAAAAUGAUAUCAGUGAGACAUUGAUUGUUGGAUUGUUCAUUGUUCCCUGUUAGAAUAACACAACUUACGUGUGCGAGUGAUGCUGAAAUAAGCAUGUGUUCUCUCCUUCUUCUGCUGCUGGCACUGGCUUCCUCGCUCCAACCCGCAGACGUGAGGCUUACUCUGGGAACAUGUAAUCUGUGGAAUGUCAUGUUUAACUGGGAAGUUCGUGUCAUGCACAUCGCUGACAUGGUGCGUGAAGCAGACAUGGAUAUUUUGGUGUUUCAAGAGGUGCGCAUGUCUGCUCUCACAGAUUCUCUCAGCGAAACAAACAUUUGGUCCCAACUGCAACAGUUUCGAUCCCUUCUACCAGAGUACAGAUGGGUGGCCGCCCGUCCCGCAGGUCCCGUGGGUAGGCCAAAAAAUGCUGUUUGGAAAGGAUGGGAAAUGGAAGGCCUUGGGAUCAUCAGUCGUAAGGAAAUUUUGUCUGUGAAGGUCGUGAAUCUCACCGUCCCUGGCAGCGUGGACAAGAACCUUCGGAUAGCUCUUCAUGCAAAGAUUCGCUCCGGCCCUUCGGCAGACGAUGUGGUCAGUGUGUGGGUCGUGCAUUUUUCCUACGACAGACAUCAGCAGUGUCAGAAUGCACUGGACAUUAUUGGCAGUAUUUCCUCAGACACAACACAGUUUGGUAAUGUGUUUAUCUUAGGAGAUUUCAACGCUUACAACGAUUUCCGUGGCCCUAUGGACGUGUUUGUGUCGAGGCGAGCCACGGUUUGUUCUAACAAGAGCCCGAGACGUAGAGACAGCGCCGCCGGGACGUUUGUGGACGCCUGGAUGAUGUCUGGACGACAGCACAGAGACGGACUCACCUUCAGCAACAUGCCGUCCCCAGGACUUGAGAGUCGGCCUGAUCGUAUCCUCGUGCCCAAGAAUGCUGAAGUGGAGAGCAUAGCUCUGAUGGGCAACGGAGACGACUAUGCAUCCUUCUACUACUUCAGCAUCAUGGCGCACAGGGCCAAGGUCAUUGUGGCCGCGAGCUACGACAGUCUGAGAGGGAGGUCGGGCUACCCUUGUCGGCACGACUGCGGCCCGCACGGAUCGUGUCGCUGCGGCGUUUGUGUCAGGGGAGGGAACAACCUCAACUGCGACAUUCCCUCUUGUGAAGAGUGCGAUAGCAGGGCCUUUGUCAUAUUUAUCUCCCUUUUCACCCCUUUUUGCGUCACUGCCACAAUAUUGUUUUACGCAGUCCUGAGAAUGUUGGUUGUCUCGGCCAGGUUUAGUCAGAAAGACAUCGAGGAUAUUCUCGGAUAUAGAUGUUGUUUAUUCAACAAACGACUUUUCCGAUUUGGUGCCUUACCUCGAAGAUACAAAACACUGGUGUCGAGAAUACUCUGUGUGUGUGAGCUCCCCCCUUUGUUGUUAAUCCUGUUGACUGUGAUCAUUCUGCUGAUUCUGGGUACAGUGAUGAGAUAUACCCUCCGCGAUGCCAUAGAUGUUGUGUAUUCUGUGUUGCCUGAAGAGCUGUUCCCUUCAGAUCAUUUGUUGCUGUAUGCCUCCAUUAAAACGUAGAAGUUUUCUCGUA
Molecule: messenger RNA, 1651 nt
Organism: Aplysia californica (California sea hare)
Lineage: Eukaryota; Metazoa; Mollusca; Gastropoda; Aplysiida; Aplysiidae
Exons: 5
Coding region: 184-1638 (484 amino acids)
Biological process (GO): GPI anchor biosynthetic process
Cellular component (GO): endoplasmic reticulum
Molecular function (GO): catalytic activity
Source: RefSeq, a predicted model, not a curated record